AUGAGAACCUUUAUUUUCGUACUCGUCUUGCUUGUUUCAUCUAUCUUUGCAGCACCGUUUGAUAAACGACAAGACGCAUGUGGUGGCUUUCGCAUUACUUCGCCAACUCAAGGCGGUCUUCAAUGGACUAAUGGGCAAUGCUACCAAGUUUCAUUUGAUGCCGGUAACAACGCAGCCGGUACUCUUCAUGUAACGUCAGUAGAUCUACUUGAUGCAAGCGGGAAUUUUGUAAAAACACAGUGGAGUGGUUCGAUUGAUCCUGCUAUUCAAGGUUAUACGCCAAACUUUAAUUUGGAUCUUGGCCCAAAUCCAACAACUGGAACUUACUCUUUUCGCGUAAAUGUGCAAACCUCUGGUGGGGCUACAUGUAUUCGUAAUACGGUGUCUUUUACUGGCAUUUACAAUCCAAAUAGCGGGGUUGCGCAGUGUUAA
Ambispora leptoticha is the source of this 432-nucleotide messenger RNA. The record is from the annotation of a GenBank genome assembly. Lineage: Eukaryota; Fungi; Glomeromycota; Glomeromycetes; Archaeosporales; Ambisporaceae.